CUUUGACGGCAAAAAUUACUUUGCAGUGGAGUGGAGCGAUAAAUAAUAAGGUUUUGUGUGUUACUAACUUUGUGAAAAAAAAGGACUUUGCAAAGCAAAAAGUUGCGCGCAAGUGUCGCAUGACGCACGCAUUCGCAUCCAGUCUGCCGGAGCCUUCACUCCGAAAGUGUCCUCGCGGAGUAGUUUCGUUGCGUGUCUUGCUGAUUUUUCUUCUCCCGAGUUUGGCUCCGUUUCUCCGGAAUCGCUCUGUUCGUCCCGUUGUUUCUGUUGCUCCGUCCAUUUUCCUGCCUCAAUUGUCCUAACGGCGUUCAGUUCUUGAGGGGGGUUCCAUUCGGCCGAACAUUUCAUCACCGUACGACUGAGGAGGUCGAAGGGGCCGGGACUGGGAAAAAGAUCCGUUUCAAUCCCACCUCCCGAUUUCCGGAGAGAGACAGAGAGGGUGGCAGGCAGACCGCCCCGUCCCCAUAGCCGUCUUUAGUGUUGUGCUUGUGUCGGGUUUCUCUACCCAGCGCCAUGAGUUUUCUGUUCCGCUCGAGCAAAACAUUCAAACCAAAGAAAAACAUCCCGGAGGGAACACAUCAGUAUGAUCUUAUGAAACAUGCGGCCGCCACGCUCGGUUCCGGUAAUCUGCGAAAUGCGGUCCAACUUCCCGACGGGGAGGAUCUCAACGAGUGGGUGGCCGUUAAUACGGUCGACUUCUUCAAUCAGAUCAACAUGCUGUACGGUACGAUCACAGAGUUCUGCACCGAGGACACGUGCGGGAUUAUGUCAGCGGGACCCAAGUACGAGUAUCAUUGGGCAGACGGGCAGACGGUCAAGAAGCCGAUCAAGUGCAGCGCGCCGAAGUACAUCGACUACCUGAUGACGUGGGUACAGGAUCAGCUCGACGAUGAGACGCUCUUCCCAUCCAAGAUCGGCGUUCCGUUCCCGAAGAACUUCAUCAAUAUUGCCAAAACGAUCCUGAAACGAUUGUUUCGCGUGUACGCUCACAUCUACCAUCAGCACUUCUCCGAGGUGGUCCGGUUGAGCGAGGAAGCCCACCUCAACACAUCCUUCAAGCACUUCAUCUACUUCGUGCAGGAAUUCAGCUUGAUCGAUCGCCGAGAGCUCGCGCCGCUGCAGGAUCUGAUCGAAAAGCUCAUCACGAAAGAUGGGCGAUAAGAUGGCGAGAUGGGCGGCGGUUCGAUAGUAGCCACCGAUGUCGAUUUGUCCUUUAACUGCCAAGACGAGGCCAAAACCAGCAACGGAACCCUUGCUUCUUUCCUUUCUUGAACAACUACUUCACUGGAGCAUCUCCUCACCUCACCUCAUCACCACGCACCUGUCACCCUCGGUCGGUGAGCCGAGGGUCUAAUUUAUUUUUCUUUUAGCCCAUUUCCAACAAAAGCGCUCGAAUUUUUACGAUUAAUUGUACGAAACUUAGUGUUAAGCUGCUCUGUGUUAAGGUUCGCGGGCACGUAAAGGCGUUUUAUGAAAACGUGAAGCGUAUGUUCGUCCUGUAGCUACUCCGCCCUGCCCUGGCCAGCCUAUGACCUAUCGGACGGGCUUCUCUCGUAAUGUAUAUACAACUAUCUCUGUAUACCGUUGAUGGAGCAAACACUUUGUGGCGUGCGGUGCGGCGCUGUCUCACGUCCUUCCAUUGCUUUUGGUUCAUUUGUGUUUUGUUCGGCAGCCUCCUUUCUCGCAGUGUUGCGCUUCGUUCGCUGUGGAGGCGAAAUGUGCAAAUGAAAGCUUUCACGUUGCUUUCCGUCACAUGAAGCUAGUUUAUACUAUGCACCGGAGACCAGUACUUUUGAUAACUGCAGGAGUCGAAGGUAUCACGCUACGAGCCGCGUACAAGAGUAGGGAUCAAAACUAUGCUACAAGCAUGAGCGCCAAAAACGACUGAUAAAAACCAGGGAAAACGAGAACGAAAAAGCGGCACAGAAAUGACUGGCCACGACAAGCUAUAGUAAUAGAACGUUUGUUCUUUUUUAUAUGAUAAUAAUGCAGCAACUAGAAGACUCAGCAAACAGCAGCAGGGAAUAGAGCGAACGAACAAAAAAAAGUGUAUGACGAAUGGGCCCGCAUGUACGGUUGCCGUGCCGUUUGUAAAGAAAUAGCGUAUAAGAGAAGAGCACUUUUAGAUUUCAGAACGGUAACGGAAAAUAAAAUGGAACUGUGUAAGAGCCUGACGGUGUAGCAACGGCGCGGCGCGGCCAUGUGAACGCAUUAAAAGUACGAUAACUCUGUAAAUUCGGUCUUUGCAGUCUCCAUACAACGUCCGAAUUUUUCAGCGUGCCACCUCCCAAGUGUGUCGUGUCAUAUCAUAUCAUCCCCUGACCAUGGUCAAUCGAAUCGUUCCAAAGGUUGACGAAUUCAUUCCCCCUUCCUUUGGUUUUGAUAGGCAUUGUGGCGACGAUAAGGAUUAUGUUGUCGGUUGAAUGAUCGCGAUUAACGAACCACCAUCACCACCUACCGGUGCUGCGAUUUAUCUCCUUUUGCACUAAAUACCACC
This is a messenger RNA of Anopheles darlingi, 2497 nucleotides long. It is a transcript of the gene mats, whose product is annotated as MOB kinase activator-like 1. Gene Ontology annotation, molecular function: protein kinase activator activity. Bases 514 to 1161 code for a protein of 215 amino acids. The record is from RefSeq and is a predicted model, not a curated record. The transcript is spliced from 3 exons. Lineage: Eukaryota; Metazoa; Arthropoda; Insecta; Diptera; Culicidae. Gene Ontology annotation, biological process: hippo signaling; positive regulation of protein phosphorylation. Gene Ontology annotation, cellular component: nucleus; cytoplasm.